GGCCUCUAUGGAUCUCCUAAACCCUGAACUUCUGGCUGUGACAUUGAGGUGUAAAUGAUGCACUAUAGAUUUAAUCUGAGUAGAAUCAUAGAAUCAUUUCGGUUGGAACAUGUCCCUGAGACCACCAAGUCCAGCUGUUAACCUUAAGGCUACCAAGUCCACCAGUAAACCAUGUUUCUGAGCACCACGUCCUGGGAUGGCAAUUCAACCACUUCCCUGGGCAGCCUGUGCCAAUGCUUGACAAUACUUAAUGUGGAUGAAGUUUUCUUAACAUCCAAAACUUCCCCUUGUGCAACUUCCGGCUAUAUCCUCUCAUGCUCCCACCUGUUCCUUGGGAAGAGACUGACACCCAGCUCCUUCCAAUAUCCAUUCAGGCACAGGCCUGAGGUGUCCUGUACUGUGUUGUGCUGCAGAAAUUUUGUAGCAGAAUGAUAAACUCUGCUCAUUGUAAACAAAAAAUGCAGGGAGUUCCCACUUGGUACUAGUGAAACAGAUACCUGCAAUAAAGACAUCCAGACAACAAUCCUUUUACUGUGACACUCAAAAUAAUUAAGAGAAUUGCUUUCUUGCAUAGAAGUACUGUAAUGUCUGGAAUGACUGAAAAGGGGACGCUCAUUCUUUCCUAUGACCAAGGUCUGCAUGUCAUGCUCUGUGUGGCCGGAGUGGUGUGACGUUCUUCUGCUCAGGGUUCUCCACAUGUAAAGGGAUGUCGGUUUUUCUGUGCUAAUCUCUCCCAAUGGUGUGAGGUAUAAUCGACAGAGUUGUGAAUGGGACUUAAUCAGCAAGUGUCUCUUAGUAAAACGGCAAGGAACCAACCCCUCCUGGUGUAAAACUGCUGCCUCUUGGGUUGUUUCAACUCGAUGGUUCGUGUGUCUCAUGCAAUUAGUAACCAGAUGGCUUAUUCCUGUUUUUAGCUUAUGAGAGGGGGAGACUAUUUUGUGCACUGCAGGAUCUGAACACUUUGCUGAGGUUUCGUGAGGGAAUCGUCGGAAGCACCGUUUAGAAAGCAAUGGGAAUGGCAGAACUUUUCAGAGAGACUCUCCUGAACGCACGCAUGUCCCUGAUUUUGUAAGCAUUGUUUUCAGGGAUGCUGGCAAGCGUGGGGCUGCAGCAGGUGCUGCUGGCUGAGCAGGAGUGGGGGCGAGGCGGAGGCCGCAGUCGAGCGCCAGAGAGCUGCAGUUGCUGUCGGUGGCUGCGAGUGAUGCUCCCGUUCCCUCUAGACCAGUGAGGUGCGAACGGCGGGGACCGGGCAGACCUCCAUACGCCUCGGCAGAGCCUCUUCAUGCUGCUGCGAGACCGCGGGCAGCCGCCGCGCUCCGUCACCGGCACCCUCAGCACCGCCCUGUGCGGGGCUUCUGCUUUCUCCAGCUCAACCACGCUUCUGAGGGGAGGAGCCUCAAUAGCCGAUGGCGGCCGAAGGCACCUGCGUAGCCUCUACCUCAUCGCUUCCCUGGGAUGAUACUCUUCGUUCUUGAACCUGUCCGUCGUCGCCUUUUCGGCGGCCGAGCUGCAUGAGACUCGACUCCGAGCACGACUUUCGCCUCCCUCUGCUCCGUUGCGGCGCUAACAGCUACUUCCACACCGAAGGCGUAGACGGGGUUGGUAAGGGCGCUCUGUCUCCGGCUUACCGCUAUGCAUCAUGCCUGACCAGCAGCUCGCGGAAGAGCGAAUUCCAGUUCUCAUUCAGCGCUGAGGCAGGGGCGGGCAAGGACGAAGAGCCGCUGCGUAGCUUCUGCGCGGUGGAGAGGGGGAAGCCGACCCAGGGAGCACAGCCCCUCCUCCCGCUCAGUUGAUGUACUGGCCGGCCGGCAGGCAAGUCACCGCUUGAACCUUGCUGGGACCCGCCUCCAUUCCCUGUCCACAGUCUGAUAUCCCAGAGUCCAUCUAACGCAGUGUUUUUCUAUUCCCUGUGUGCUACACCCGUGGAGACUCUUGCCGUGUUUCUCCGUCCGGGGAAGUCGUCUAAGACCCUCCGAGCUCAGCCUUCGCUUCAUCUUGCCCGUGGGAAAUGCCCUGUGCCGUCUUUGUCUCCGCACUGUUGUCAGGGAUGCUGGCAAGCGCGGGGCUGCAGCAAGCGGUGUUGGCUGAGCAGGCGGCGAUGCGGUGGCCUCCUCCCAGCGCCAGAGCGCAGCAGUUGCUGUCGGCAGAUGAGUGUUUCCACCGUUCCGUCUAGAUAACUCCUUCGAGGAGUGUUACCGUGUGGUGGCGGCGAGAAGGCUGGAUUGGGAGGAACUUUCGGGUAACAACAUGACCGUGAGAACGGCGGGUCGUCGGCUCUGUGGAGCAGCGCGGUGCUGUGGCUGCGGGUGCUGGACGUGAACGGCAACGCGCCGGUGUUCGCGGAGGCGCGCUGCAGCGCCCGUGUGCCCGAGAACAACGCGGCGGGCGCGCUGGUGCUGAGGGUGCGGGCGUGGGACACGGACUGGGGGCAGAACGCACGCGUGCGGUACCGGCUGGGGGAGGGGCGUGUGCGGGGCGCGCCGCUGUCGUCGUCCGGGUCGGUGGAAGCGGAGACGGGCGCGCUGUACGCGCUGCGCUCGUUCGACUACGGGGAGGUGCGCGAGGUGGGGCUGUGGGUGCGGGCGGAGGACGGCGGCGCGCCGGCGCUGAGCAGCAACGUGUCGGUGCGGCUGGUGAUCGUGGACGAGAACGACAACGCGCCGCAGGUGCUGUACCCGCCGGCGGCGUCGGUUGCGCUGGUGCGAGAGCGCGGACAGUAGCCGCCUACCGACAGUUUCUCCGACAUCACGCUGCUUUCUCCGCUCAGAUACACUGCUGAGCAGAGGACGAAGCAGUAACCACUGGCGUCCACCGCUGAAUCGGGGCGGCCAAGGACGAAGAAUCGCUGUACAGGUCGCACCCCGCUGGUGACAGGGAAAACGACCCAGGGAGCUCAGCCCGUCCUCCAUUUCAGCCGCUUUAAUAGCCAGCCGGCAGGCAUGUUCACGCCUAAGCCUUGCUGUGACCCGCCUCCCUUCCAGUUCCUCAGGCUGAGAUUCCUGAGUCCAUGACUCGCCGAGCCUUUCUGUUCCCCGCGUGCUGCUCCGGCUGUGACCCUUGCCUGGUUUCCGCAGCCGGGGAAGGCGGCUUCGUCCCACCGGGCUCAGCCCGAGGAAACACCUCGCGUUUGUCGUGCAGAAAGGCACGGUUUGGCCGGGUGCUGCAUAGCGCAUGGGAAGACGUGAGGCAGGUGCCGGCGUUGCCCGUGCGCUCGGGCUGACCCGGCGGCCCCGUAUGGCUCCCGGCUCUCCGUACCUACGCAUCCCACCCCGGCGCGCUGUGCGCGCGUCCUGCCGCGGGACCUCAGGCGGGCGAGCGAGCUACCCUCGCGUGUGCGCGCGGGUCCGUGUGCCGGUGCAAGGCGGCAGCGCGGAAAACGGGCGGCGGCGGGCGCAGUCUGGCGGCGGAUCGCAGGGUGGCGCUCCCGGCCAAGGCAUCGCCGAGAGGUUGCAAGAUGGGAGGUGGCCGAGCCCGGUCUGGUCCUGCCCAGCCCAGCCCAGGCCGACCGGUCAGCACCAGUGGCGACGGUCGGAGGUAAGCGGUGCCCCGUGACAUCCGCUGCCAGACCGCGGCAGCCGCCCUCCGAACCCCGCAGCCGGACUCGGCGAGAAGCAGGAGGGAUACAAGAAAGGCGGCCGCAUCCCCCCCCACUCCACGCUGCUGCCGGGCGCCGCUUUCCGCGGAGGACUGCGCGGGCGAUCCGCGAGACGGACGCUGUCCCUCCCGGACCGGCCCGACAUGGCGAUCGCAAGGCAAGUGCUUUGUCUCUCUGCUUUCCUGUCUCUGCCGCACGCUCGCUCCCAGCCCCUGCGCUACUCCGUAGCCGAGGAGGGGGAGAGCGGCUCGGUGGUAGGCAACGUGGCGGAGGACGCGGGGCUGGCCCCGGCGCAGCUCUCGGCUCGCCGCGCCCGCCUGGCCUCGGAGGACGGCCGGCAGCACUUUCGCUUAGAGCGCGGCACCGGCCGCCUGCUCGUGGCGGAGAGGCUGGACCGGGAGGAGCUGUGCGGGCAGGCCGCUACCUGCACGCUGCCCUUCGAGCUGGUGCUGGCCAACCCCCUGCAGUUCUUGCGGGUCGAGGUGACCGUGGAGGACAUCAAUGACCAUGCGCCCGUUUUCCCGGAGGAACAAGUCACUUUUAAGAUUCUGGAAACGAGCAACCCGGGUUCACGUUUCCCACUGGAGGGAGCUCGGGACCUGGAUAUUGGCAGCAACAGCAUCCAGACUUACAGCAUCUCUCCCGAGAAUGAGUACUUUAGUGUCUCCUUUGGGACUCGGAGUAAUGGUGACAAAUAUGUGGAACUAGUCUUGCAAAAGCCACUAGACAGAGAGGAACAGGCAGAGAUGCGUUUCACUGUCAUUGCCAUGGAUGGAGGUGUUCAGCCCAGGAGUGGGACCACACAAAUCCAUAUUAUAGUUCUAGAUGUAAAUGACAAUACACCAGUCUUCACACAGGAUCGGUAUGUUGGCCGUAUUUUGGAAAAUGCACCAGAGGGUUCUGUGGUUCUCAGAGUGGUGGCAACCGAUCAGGAUACAGGACAUAAUGGGGACAUCUCCUAUCAGUUCAGCCAAGCAGUGAGCCAGAGUGACUCAGCAUUUGUAAUUGACGCCGUCAGUGGUGAAAUUAAACUCACAAAACCUCUGGACUUUGAGACAGCAGAGAAUCAUGAGCUCAGUGUACGAGCCACAGAUGGUGGUGGCCUGUCAGCAAUCUGCAAGGUGUUGGUGGAGGUGGUGGAUGUGAAUGACAAUGCUCCAGAGCUGGUGGUCAGUUCCUUCAGCAGCCCCCUCCCUGAAAACGCAUUACCUGGGACAGUGGUUGCCCUCUUUAAUGUCAAGGAUAGAGAUUCUGGAGCCAAUGGGAGGGUGUCCUGUGCCCUUGAGGAUCAGCUGUCUUUCUCCCUGCGUCCAGCCUAUAAGAAUUACUAUGAGCUGGUGACCGUGAGCGAGCUAGACCGGGAGGAGACUGCACAGUACAUUCUCAGUGUCACAGCAGCAGAUGCGGGGUCACCUCCUCUCACAACCACCCAGACCUUCACCGUGGACAUCUCUGAUGUGAAUGACAAUGCACCUGUCUUCAACCAGACAUCGUACACCAUGUAUGUGCGUGAGAAUAAUGUCCCCACGGUGCUUGUUGGAGCUAUCAGCGCUGCAGAUGCUGACACAGGGUCGAAUGCCAAGGUGACCUAUUCCCUGGUACCAGCCCACCCUACAGAGCAGCCUCCCUGCUCCUGCAUCUCUGUGAAUUCUGAGAAUGGGGAUGUGUUUGUGUUGCGGCCUCUGGACUAUGAGCAGGUGAAGCAGAUUGAGGUCUUGGUGAGUGCUUCUGAUGCUGGGUCUCCUCCCCUCAGUGCCAAUGUCACUGUCCGCCUUGUUGUGGUGGAUGAGAAUGACAAUGUGCCACUGGUGCUGUACCCGUCGCAGGACAGCAACCCACCAUCCAGUGAGCUGGUGCCCGUGUCAUCUGAGGCAGGGUACCUUGUCACCAAAGUGGUGGCUGUUGAUGCUGACUCAGGGCAGAACUCAUGGCUCUCAUACCACCUGCUGAGGGCCACUGACCCUGGGCUGUUUGUGGUGGGUGCCCAAAGUGGGGAGGUGCGGCUGAGGAGGCCCGUGAUGGAGAGAGACCCUGUGAAGCAGAAGCUUGUUGUUCUGGUGCGAGACAACGGGCAAAAACCACUGUCAGCCACAGCGUCACUGAGCGUGCUUCUGCUCCAUGACUUCUCAGACGUGCGCAUAACACACAGCAGCCUGGCCACAGAGGAUGAGGGUGAUUCCCUAACAAUGUAUUUAAUAAUUUCAUUGGUCUUUGUCUCACUCCUCUUCCUCGCUUCCAUGGCAGCCUUUGUCACUCACAAGGUUUGCAAGAGAAAGGAGUUGAAGGGUGGGCAUGUGCUUUAUGGUGCCAGCAACUUGCAGAGUGGCCUGGCUGAUGCAGUUGCUGCAGGGACCCUGCCCCACCCCUAUUGCUAUGAGAUCAGCCUCACAACAGGCUCAGGCAACAGCGAGUUCAAGUUCCUGAAGCCCAUCCUCCCCAGCCUGCCACUACAGCACUGCACCACAGGUAGAGGCACAGAUCAGGAGCAGGAUUUCACCUGUUGCCCUGUUACCAUGGAGGACAUGGCACCAAACAACGCAGGGACACUCUCUGCGGAGCAGUUCAAUAGUCUUUCCUUUAACUAGGCAAAGGCUUCAUGUCUUGUGAUAGGAAGAGAUAUGGGCUACAUGUAGUGAUGAUUCCUUUGGAGUUAAUCUGCAUUAUCAAUUGGCAACAUUGUUUCCCUUUAAAUUUUUAGUUAUAUGCAAUCUUGUCUCCCCCUUGCAAAAUGAACUUAAAGGCUCUGUUGGACAGUUCAUAAUGUCUGUCAGCUCUGUUACAGCCAUUUAUGAAAUGCUUUAAGAGUCAGGUGAGUUCCAGGGACCCCAGCGAAGUUCUUGUCACUUUUCCUGUUAGGCAAGACCAUGGCCCUCUUAUUCUCUAAUGUAAUGGAAUGGCCUGGUCUGGCAGACAAAUCACUUGCUCUCUGAAUUGCACGUACUCCUUGUCCUGUUCCAGAGAGCAAGGAAGUUGUGAGUUCUGUGUUACAAUGUGGUGCAAUCAUGAGGCUUUUUCUGAUUUGGGUUCUGGAUGUCUGUUUCUGACAUGUAUGGGUUUUUUGUGUUUUGCCUUCUGGUCACUAUAUCUGUCCGUACAGCCAUUCUGUGUCUGCAUAUGCUGUUCUAGUGCUGCCCAGUGCAGCAGGGAGUUGCUCACAUGCAGCCAUUGUGUUUCAUGCAAUUCCAACUCAUCAGGCAAGAAAGAUAUUUUGGCCCGUGGAGAACAACAAUCUCAUCUUCUGUAGGGGAGAACAUCAAAAUGCAGAUGAGAUUUUCCUUUGCUGCAUGAGAGGUGGGUGGAAGGGCUUUCUCCCUGGGAUUACCUUGAAAUUAUAGCAGAACAAACAAUGUUGGCAUAGACUGUAACUGUACAGAGCUGUGAAAACACAUUCUUUGUCUUUGAGUGCACAGUAAGGAAACUCCACAACUCAGUUUAAAGGACCUUAUCUCGAGGUAGAUUUGAGAUAAACUUAGAAAGAGCCAUUAAUUUGGUCUCAUCAUUGUUUUUCCUGGAUUCAGAGUCUUCUUGAUGGGAGUUAAAAGCUGUUCUGAGAUGAUUUUCUGGCUUUGUGUAGAGCUUUUGCAUUCUCUUUUUUGUCCUCACCCCUUCUGCUCUGUGAACUGUCUUGAGCAUUAUCUUACCUAUUCCUCUUAAGGAGGACUGUCACCCCAUAUAUAAUAACAGAUGGUUUGAGUGAAGGCAGUGUGGCACAGAAUGUUUGGAAACCCUCUUACUGUCUUGUGCUUAAUUUAUAAACUCUAGUGUUGUGAAUUGUGAUACACUUGUGUGUAAAACUUCAUUAAAAAGGACACCCACUUGAGUUGAAAAAA
This is a messenger RNA of Columba livia (rock pigeon), 7425 nucleotides long. Its product is annotated as protocadherin beta-15-like. The record is from RefSeq and is a predicted model, not a curated record. Gene Ontology annotation, molecular function: calcium ion binding. The transcript has a single exon. Gene Ontology annotation, cellular component: plasma membrane. Bases 3739 to 6180 code for a protein of 813 amino acids. NCBI's taxonomy places the organism in Eukaryota, Metazoa, Chordata, Aves, Columbiformes, Columbidae. Gene Ontology annotation, biological process: homophilic cell-cell adhesion.